AUGACCACCACCAUCCGCCAGUUCACCUCCUCCAGCUCCAUCAAGGGCUCCUCCGGCCUGGGCGGUGGUUCAUCUCGAACCUCCUGCCGACUGUCUGGCAGCCUCGGUGCAGGCUCCUGCAGGCUGGGGUCAGCUAGUGGCCUGGGCAGUGCUCUUGGGAGCAACAGUUAUUCUAGCUGCUACAGCUUUGGCACUGGCAGUGGUUAUGGAGGCAACUUUGGGGGUGUCGAUGGUCUGCUGGCUGGAGGGGAGAAGGCCACCAUGCAGAACCUCAACGACCGCCUGGCCUCCUACCUGGACAAGGUGCGCGCCCUGGAAGAGGCCAACACUGAACUGGAGGUGAAGAUCCGAGACUGGUACCAGAAGCAGGCCCCAGGGCCAGCCCGUGACUACAGUGCUUAUUACCAUACCAUUGAGGAUCUGAAGAACAAGAUCCUCGUGGCUACUGUGGACAAUGCCAGCAUCCUGCUCCAGAUUGACAAUGCCCGCCUGGCAGCUGAUGACUUCCGUACCAAGUUUGAGACAGAGCAGGCCCUGCGCAUGAGUGUGGAGGCUGACAUCAAUGGCCUGCGCCGGGUGCUGGAUGAGCUGACCCUGGCCAGAGCUGACUUGGAGAUGCAGAUUGAGAAUCUCAAGGAGGAGCUGGCCUACUUGAAAAAGAAUCACGAGGAGGAGAUGAAUGCUCUGAGAGGCCAGGUGGGCGGCGAAAUCAACGUGGAGAUGGACGCAGCUCCUGGUGUGGACCUGAGCCGCAUCCUGUCAGAGAUGCGUGAUCAGUAUGAGAAGAUGGCGGAGAAGAACCGCAAGGAUGCUGAAGACUGGUUCUUCAGCAAGACCGAGGAGCUGAACCGCGAGGUGGCCACCAACAGCGAGCUGGUGCAGAGCGGCAAGAGCGAGAUCUCCGAGCUCCGGCGCACCAUGCAGGCCCUGGAGAUUGAGCUGCAGUCCCAGCUCAGCAUGAAAGCAUCCCUGGAGGGCAGCCUGGCAGAGACAGAGAACCGCUACUGCGUGCAGCUGUCUCAGAUCCAGGGGCUGAUCGGCAGUGUGGAGGAGCAGCUGGCUCAGCUGCGCUGCGAGAUGGAGCAGCAGAAUCAGGAGUACAAGAUCCUGCUGGAUGUGAAGACAAGACUGGAGCAGGAGAUCGCCACCUACCGCCGGCUGCUGGAGGGCGAGGACGCCCACCUGUCCUGGGGAGCACAGCUCACACAGGGGUCGCAGCAGAAUGCAGGGUGGAGAGAAGCUGUGACCACCCGCCAGGUGCGUACCAUUGUGGAAGAGGUGCAGGACGGCAAGGUCAUCUCAUCCCGGGAACAAGUCCACCAGACCACCCGCUAAGGACUCAGCGCCUUCUGGCCAGUUCCCCGAGGCGGCUGUGGAGAGGCAGCUUCCUUCUUGGCUUGGCAGCCUAUAACCUCUCCAGCAUCAGUCUCCUGCUUCAGCCUCUUCCCAGCAUUCCUAUGCUUGAUCCCAUUAAAGCUUGCUGAU
This is a messenger RNA of Apodemus sylvaticus (European woodmouse), 1485 nucleotides long. Its product is annotated as keratin, type I cytoskeletal 17. The transcript has 8 exons. The record is from RefSeq and is a predicted model, not a curated record. Gene Ontology annotation, cellular component: keratin filament. NCBI's taxonomy places the organism in Eukaryota, Metazoa, Chordata, Mammalia, Rodentia, Muridae. Bases 1 to 1335 code for a protein of 444 amino acids. Gene Ontology annotation, molecular function: structural molecule activity.